CAGAGGUGUGAAAACUGAAACAGAUUACGAUGGUUGUUAGAACAGGACAAGAAACUGCCACUACAAUGUCUGGUAGCUCCCCCCUUCAUUUCCCAUUCAAGAACUUUCAAUUCCUUCCCCCAUUUCUCCCUCUAUAAAUUCCUCACUUGGGCUAUCGCAAAUCACACUCAAUUCUCUGCAAUCCUUCUUCUAAUUCAAUGGCGCCGCCUUCCUCCCCUGCUCUUCUCUUCCAUGUCCGAAGGUCCCCACCGGAGCUCGUGGCUCCUGCAAACCCCACGCCCCAUGAAUUCAAGCAGCUCUCCGACAUCGACGACCAAGACGGCCUUCGAUUUCAGAUCCCUGUAAUCCAAUUCUACCGCCAUGACCCACGCAUGGCCGGGAGAGACCCAGCGAUGGUUAUAAAGAACGCGAUUGCCAACACGCUUGUGUUUUACUACCCUUUUGCGGGUCGGCUGAGGGAAGGGCCUGGCCGGAAGCUCUUCGUGGAGUGUAAUGGAGAAGGGGUUUUGUUUAUUGAAGCGGAGGCGGAUGUGCGCUUGGAGGAAUUUGGGGAUUCGCUUCAGCCUCCAUUUCCAUGUCUGGAGGAGCUUCUUUUUGAUGUCCCUGGCUCUAAUGGUGUUCUUAAUUGCCCGUUGUUGCUGAUUCAAGUGACACGGCUUAAGUGCGGUGGGUUUAUAUUUGCUCUGCGCUUGAAUCAUACUAUGAGUGAUGCCUCUGGUCUUGUCCAAUUCAUGAUGGCCGUCGGCGAAAUGGCUCGUGGGGCGAGUACUCCGUCGGUGCGGCCGGUAUGGCAAAGGGCGCUGUUAAAUGCGAGAGACCCACCUGAAGUGAGGUGUGUUCAUCGCGAGUAUGAUGAAGUAGCUGACAUUAAUGGCACUAUAAUCCCGCUUGACGACAUGGCGCAUAGCUCAUUCUUCUUUGGCCCAUCGGAGAUCUCUGCAAUUCGCAAGGCCUUACCGACCCACCUCCGACAAUCCUCCUCCUUCGAGAUCCUCACAGCCUGUCUCUGGCGCUGCCGCACCAUAUCCCUUAACCCAGAUCCAGAGGAGGAAGUGCGAGUGCUCUGUAUUGUAAACGCCCGAUCCAAAUUCAACCCACCAUUGCCAUUGGGGUAUUACGGCAACGCGUUUGCUUUUCCGGUGGCAGUCACCACGGCAGGGAAGCUUUGUGGGAACCCAAUUGGGUAUGCUUUGGAAUUGGUUCGGGAAGCGAAGGCGGCGGUGACAGAGGAGUAUAUGAAAUCUGUGGCGGAUCUUAUGGUGGUGAAAGGGCGGCCUCAUUUCACUGUGGUCAGGUCGUAUCUUGUGUCGGAUGUAACGAGGGCUGGGUUUGGAGAGGUGGACUUUGGGUGGGGGAAGGCUGCGUACGGCGGACCGGCGAAGGGAGGCGUCGGAGCUAUCCCCGGCGUGGCAAGCUUUUAUAUACCAUCGAAGAACAAGAAGGGAGAAAAGGGGAUUUUGGUGCCUCUGUGCUUGCCUGCUCCAGCCAUGGAAAGAUUUGUGGAAGAACUUGAUGGUUUGUUGAAGGUGGGAGAAGCCAUUGGAGUUGAAAAUCAGAAGCCAUUGUUCAUUACUUCUGCUCUCUGAUUACCAAAAUUUGUAAUUUAUGAAUAUUACUUCGGCAUCAUAU
Cucurbita moschata (crookneck pumpkin) is the source of this 1629-nucleotide messenger RNA. RefSeq names its product benzyl alcohol O-benzoyltransferase-like. NCBI's taxonomy places the organism in Eukaryota, Viridiplantae, Streptophyta, Magnoliopsida, Cucurbitales, Cucurbitaceae. The record is from RefSeq and is a predicted model, not a curated record. The coding region runs from base 198 to 1586 and encodes 462 amino acids. The transcript has a single exon.